Messenger RNA from Prorocentrum cordatum, 2847 nucleotides. Lineage: Eukaryota; Dinophyceae; Prorocentrales; Prorocentraceae. The record is from the annotation of a GenBank genome assembly.
AGCCAGUUUUGCCCAGGGCCCGAUUCUCGCGCUCCCGCCCGACGGGCUCCCGCCGUAGUUCGAUCAUUCGCUGCCAUGCGCGCGGACAGGAGCCCGUUCUUGCCGCUCCAGCUCCCUCUCGAAAGCGACUGCGAGCCAGGAGAGGUCGCCCCCGCGCGGGCCCCGCGCGCGCCGCACGCGCAGCGCGCUCGGGCCGCGGCGGCAGCGCGCUGUCGGCGGCUGCGGCGGCGCUGGCUCUGCUGGCUGUGGCUUGGCGCGCGGGGCCCUCCACGGGGGCCGCGACUCUUGCCUCGCCUGAGGCUAUCAUUGUUGAGGCCGCCAGCGCGGAUGCCAACGAGUCAGCGGAUCCUGACGAGAGCGACCCGUGCUCGCAGACCGGGGCGUCUUGCGCAGUUUCCAAGUGCUGCUCUGAGCCAGGCUCGAAGUUGCUACAAGAAGAACGACUACUGGAGUUCGUGCAACCAAACCUGCAACCCGUACUACAUGUGGAAGGACGGCGGCUGGGUCGAGACGAACGAGACAGUCUGGGACUGCGAGGAGGUUCGGCCGCCGUGCUCGCAAGCCGGGGAGUCUUGCGCACUUACACAGUGUUGUUCUGAGCCAGGCGCAAGUUGCUACAAGAAAAACGACUACUGGUUCGCGUGCAACCUGACUUGCGACCCCAAUUCGAUGUGGAUGGAGGACCGCUGGGUCAAGACGAACGAAACAGUCUGGGACUGCGGGGUCAUCGCUAUCGAAAGUACUGAUAAUGCCACCGAUGCCGCUGAUACCGAUGCUCCGGCAGACUCCGCGAGCAGCUCCGAUGCCUCGACAGCCUCCGCCUGCUCUCAGAACGGGGAGUCUUGCGCACAGACCAUGUGCUGCUCCGAGCCUGGCGCAAAGUGCUACAAGAAGAAUGACCAUUGGAGUUCGUGCAACCAAACUUGCGACCCUUUCAGUUUGUGGGAGGUGGACCGCUGGGUGGUGACGAACGAGACAGUCUGGGACUGCGAGGAGGUUCGGCCGCCGUGCACGCCGAACGGGGCGUCUUGCGCACUUUCCCAGUGCUGCUCUGAGCCAGGCGCGAAGUGCUACAAGAAGAACGAUUACUGGAGCUCGUGCAAUCAAACUUGCAACCCAGACUACUUGUGGAUGGAGACCGGCUGGGUCAAGACGAACGAGACAGUCUGGGACUGCGAGGACCUCACCGUGAGUCCUGUCGAAUCAGCGGAUCCCAUCGCUGAUGCAGAAGCCGAGGACCAGAACAACACGUGUUCACAGAAUGGGGCGUCCUGCGCACUUUCCCAGUGCUGUGCUGAGCCUGGCUCGAAGUGCUACAAGAAGAACGACUACUGGAGUUCGUGCAACCAAACCUGCAACCCGUACUACAUGUGGCAGGUGGACCGCUGGGUCGAGACGAACGAGACAGUCUGGGACUGCGAGGACCUCACCGUGAGUCCUGUCGAAUCAGCGGAUCCCAUCGCUGAUGCAGAAGCCGAGGACCAGAACAACACGUGUUCACAGAAUGGGGCGUCCUGCGCACUCCCAGUGCUGUGCUGAGCCUGGCUCGAAGUGCUACAAGAAGAACGACUACUGGAGUUCGUGCAACCAAACCUGCAACCCGUACUACAUGUGGCAGGUGGACCGCUGGGUCGAGACGAACGAGACAGUUUGGGACUGCGAGGAGAUUCGGCCGCCGUGCACGCCUAACGGAGAGUCUUGCGCACUUUCCAAGUGCUGCUCUGAGCCAGGCAUGAAGUGCUACAAGAAGAACGAUCAUUGGAGCUCGUGCAAUCAAACUUGCAACCCAAACUAUUUGUGGAUGGAGACCGGCUGGGUCAAGACGAACGAGACAGUUUGGGACUGCGAGGUCAUCACUAUCGAUAGUACCGAUGUUUCGACUGACUCCGAUACGACUGACUCCGCGAGCAGCUCCGAUGCCUCGACAGCCUCCGUGUGUUCGCCAAACGGGGAGUCUUGUGCACUUACCAAGUGCUGCGCUGAGGCUGGCUCGAAGUGCUACAAGAAAAAUGGCAAUUGGAGUUCGUGCAACCAAUCUUGCGACCCAAACUCCAUGUGGCAGGUGGACCGCUGGGUCACGACGGACGAGGCAGUCUGGGACUGCGAGGAAAUCAGUCUCCCGUGCUCGCCUAACGGGGCGUCUUGCGCACUUUCCCAGUGCUGCUCCGAUCCUGACUCGAAGUGCUACAAGAAGAACGACCAUUGGAUCGCGUGCAACCAGACCUGCGACCCGAACUCCAUGUGGACGGAGGGCGGCUGGGUGGUGACGAACGAGGCAGUCUGGGAUUGCGGUGAACACAUUAUCGAUGGUUCUGAAGCCUCGCAGAAUUUCUGGGACUGGUUGCUCCACCUGUUCGGUAGGUAGCAGUUCGCAGUCCCAGUCGUCGUUUCCUCACCUCCAAACUCGCAUUCCCUCACUUCCCCCUUCAUCUCAUCUUGUCCUUCUCGCGCUCCUCCAUGAAGGGCUGCGCCCAUUUAGGGCGCCAAAGUGCUAAUCCACAGAUCGUUGAUUAGACAGGCCCAGAGGAAGCAUUCCACUCAUCAGGCGUUCUCAGCAUACUGGAAGGGACGGUCAGACAGCGCGUUUUCAAUUUGUUUGAGUUGACAUAGGUCUUGAUUCCAUGUCACGCCGUUGGGCAUCCUGCCAGUGACCCUGACGAAGGAGUGGAGGCCUUCAGUUGUGAAGUUUUGAAUUGCCUUCUGCGAAAUUUCGCUGUCCGCGGCAAGUGCCGCCACAGUGCCUGCCCAGCAUUCUGGUUGGCGAUUGUUCGAGUGGCACGGGAGGCCUUCGCAUGUGACACCUCGUGUCUUCAGGCUCGGGGGAGUCGUGGUGAUGAUGAGGAGGAG